AUGUUGACUGUAUUAAUAUUAUUACCAAAACCAGAAACAGUGUCCACAAAAUUAACAUCAAAUUCAUUGCUAAAUGAUAUGAAAAUAUUAUUUCGCGACCAAUUGGUUGGUCCGAAAUCAUUGGCCGUUACUAAAGAUGGAACGCUAUAUACCGGUACAUAUGGUGGACAUGUUUGGCRGCUUAGGGAUGAUAAAAGUGCCGAAAUUUACACUACGAUUCCUAGCGGCCGACCUAUUGGUAUGCGUUUGGAUGCAAAASAAAAAAAUCUAUAUUUUACAGAAUCAAACUCUGGACUAUAUGUUACUGAUUUAGUUACUAAAAGUGUGACAAAACUAAUUGGUUUUGAGGACACAAAAUUAGGAACCGAUAAACAAAUGUCUAAAUUUUUUGAUGACUUAGUUUUGGUUGAGUCGUUGGACGGCCUAACCAUUUACCUGACAGAUGUGAGCCGCAAGUUUUCUCUUGACUACUGGUCUUAUGUUUACUUAGAGCCCGACCCGACGGGAAGAGUAUUAAAAUAUGAUCACAAAACCAGAAACGUGUCGGUAGUUUUGGAUCACUUAUGGUUUCCCAACGGUAUUGAAAUAAACGAUUCAAAGGAUGCACUUUUWAUCAAUGAAUUAACAAAACGUCGUGUAAUUAAACACUACAUCUCGGGUCCUAAGAUGGGAACCACUGAAGUCUUAAUUGAUGGUCUCUGUGGAGAACCCGACAAUAUUCGUCGCAGUUUAGCUAAAGAUGAAACCUAUUGGGUAGGACUGGCCCUAACCAGAGACUCGCUAAACACAACACUUUGCGAUCGAUUGAGUGAUAAACCAAUUCAGAGAAAACUUUUGCUAAGAAGUGCUUAUAUAUUGGGCUCACUAUUGCAAACAAUUGGCAAAAUUAUAGGUAUUCAGACAUUGGCUACUUAUGGUCUCAAUUUGAAAACCGGAUUAUCACUAAUGUUACCCGAUUUGAUUAAAUACCCGGGAAUGGCCUUAGAAAUAGACUCAAACGGCAAUAUAUUGCGAACACUUCAAUCUUCAUCGGAAAAUAAAGUGUCCGCGAUAUCGGAGGUCACCGAAGUGUACAAUAAUGGACAACAGCGGACACUAUAUUUAGGCGGUGCGGGUAAUACUUUCAUCGGGAAAUUGGUUAUCGAUAAAUAA
Oppia nitens is the source of this 1152-nucleotide messenger RNA. Its product is annotated as adipocyte plasma membrane-associated protein-like. Gene Ontology annotation, molecular function: strictosidine synthase activity. NCBI's taxonomy places the organism in Eukaryota, Metazoa, Arthropoda, Arachnida, Sarcoptiformes, Oppiidae. The record is from RefSeq and is a predicted model, not a curated record. Gene Ontology annotation, biological process: biosynthetic process. Bases 1 to 1152 code for a protein of 383 amino acids. The transcript has 4 exons.